CAUAUAAUUUCAGUCAACGACGGACUUUCGAACAGAAACAUUCGGUUAUAUGCUAAAUGACGGUUGAAUUUUAUUUUUUUUCUUGGACAUUCGGUACAUUCCAUCCCAAUAUAGUGAAUGAAAAAAGUGCAAUUUAAUUGAGUCAAUAUUUUACAUUUAAUGAAAAUGAAAUAUUGAAAUUAAAGUGACGAUAACGAUUAAUCGAUUACGAUUUAAUGAGUUAUUUAAAAUUUGAGAUAAAAACUGAAUGCAAAGUUUUUUAAAAUUGUUCUCACUAAAAAAAACUGCAUAUCAGAGUGAAUUUGAAUGUAUCUCUAAGUUAUUAGAUACAAAAAAAAAAAAAAAAACAAAUGUAAUGUUAAGUUAGGGAAAUCGAUAUAAGUUGCAUUCUUGUAUCUUGUCUAUCGAUAUAAUUCUAUUUAUUCAAAUUGUGACCUAGAAAACCCGCGACGACUUUACAAAGUUGUUCUGCUUUGGAUUUCUAGUUUAAAUUUUGUAUUUUUUUUUCUUGCUUCAUUCUUUGGAGCUCUGUUUACAUCUUGUUCUCGUAAAACGCGAACAACAUAGCAAAACAGAAAAAACUAAUAAAAAUAAAAGAAGAAAAACAAAAAAAGUUAAAAGAGAGUAUAUAGAUAUCAUGGCUACAGUUAGAAGAGCUGGACCACCAGUUCCUCCGCGGCCUCAUGCGAUUCUAUUAAAAACACGUACUGUAGAUAUUGGAAGAGCCUCUUCAUCGAUAACAGCAUCAUUGUCUAAUCGUUCGAUAACACCAUCAGGAGUUAAAUCAACUGUAUCUUCUUCCAUUUCUUCGUCACCAUCUUCUUCAUCCAGACCAGAAGAUGGUAGAACCGUUGUCUAUAAAUCGCCAUCUUUCAAUUUGCAAAAAAGGCAAGAACAACGUGAAAAGAGGUACUCUUUCAAUACAGCCGAUGGCACUUGCGGUGGUUCAUCGACGAUACUGAUUGAAAGGGGAUAUGUCCCACCACCGCAGCUUCAGGCAAAACCUUUGGUGGCUUCGAAAAAACCACCAAAACCAACUGCUCCAGUGCCAAAAAAUGUCAAAGCAGACAAUAGCCUCUUGAAUAACAAUAACAAUACAUCGUCAUUGUCGUCGUCGUCAAUCGAUAACCACCACCGAACAGAGGUUGUUAUCGUUGAGAAUAAUAACAAUGGUAGUCCUGUUUUGGCAAAUCCUCCACAACCCAAACCAAGGACAUUGAUAUCGAAGGCUCCUGGGGGGUUUUUGCGUCGUUCGAAGACAACGCUUGAUAAUUUCACGAGGUCGACUAUUACUAUUGCAACUAUAUCGAAUGGUGACGCUAACAAUAAUAAUAAUAACGACACUGACAAUGGAAAUACGCAAUCUCGGAAUGGCUUCAUGUCAGCUAAGACAUUCGACAUCAAGAAUAAUUUGAAAAAUGCCGCCGAAAGGUUAUUCUCAGAAAUUGUUAGUCACUCGAAGGACUCCAAAAGCCAAACGAAAAUAUCUACCAAUUCACCUUCAUUAAAUCGAAGUGAGUCAUGGAAGACGACAACAGCUAAUGGGGAGCCUCUCCCUGGCACCGAUCUCGAUCAAAAUGGAAAUAAUUCUUCUCCUCAAAUUCUUGCUUCAUCCCCAACUAAGCCUAAACUUGAAGAUCCCAUACCGCCAGAGAAGAAAAUUGUCUUCCACGAAAUGCUUAUCUCUGAAUUGGCUGCCAUGCGUCAGCGAUCCAGUUCGGUUGAUCAAUUGAAUACACGAUCGGAUUAUAGCUUUCGUGAUGGUAGAGAUCUUGGAGGAGACAAGUCGGAAGAUGAUAAAAUCUUUGAAGCUAGAUCUGAAAAGUCUAUGGAUGAUAAAUCAAUGGAUGAUAGUGGCACUGGUAGUGCUCUAACACUUCCAUUGCAUGGCGGUUUGAAUAAAAUUAAACGAGCUAGACAACGUUGUCCAUCGGGAUGUUCGACAGAUUCGUCGCCAUGCGGGCCAGAGAGCUCACGCAUACGUACAUCCGAUUGGAUUGAGGUUGGUGAAAAUGGCAAGGAGGAAGUAAUGACAAGCUGUCAUAUAAGUUUAGAAGAUUCUGGGAUGGAGGAUGAGGAGAGACCGGAUGAUGGUUCAUCUGGUGUUGGGGAUUCGUGGGAUAGUGUGCAAGAGGCGAAAAAAGAGGAAGAAGAGAGGGAGAUGCGAAUUAAAGCAAGACGACAAAUAUCAAUGGCAGACCUUCCGCCUUUGCCAAAAAGUCUCAGUACUCAUUUAACUUUUAACGAGCCAAACAAUGCUGAAUGUGAGAAUGGAAAUGAAACAAAUAAUAAUGGAACUUCUGAAGUAAUUGGAACCACUUUGGACAAACAAUUGUCAGUUCUACGAAAAGAAAUGUAUGGAUUAAGGCAACUGGAUAUUUCUCUUCUAUCCCAACUGUGGACACUAAAUGAUUCCAUUCAAAACUUCCGAACAAUGAUAGACGAUGAAGAAUGCUAUUCCCCAUCGCCAGCACAUUCACCAUACCCAUCACCAUACGACUCGGUAUCUUCAGAUGCUGAAGAAGAUCUUUCGCCCUCCAUUCAGAUUCAAAUUCACCAAUACCCAUCGGAGAUGGAUGUGUUGAGUCAAGCUGCAAAACAAACAUCCUCCUCUUUGCAUUCAUCACAUGCUAGUCUCACCAUGACAACAACACAUCAACCGGAAAUGCGAACUGCAAUGCCUACUGCAAUUACUACACAACCAACAUCUCGAAUCUCAAUGCCCCCAACACCUACCCCAAGAAGCCCUAUCAAAUCCUUACCACCCGUAUCAUUGCCAAGGCAGAUAAAUUCCAAAUCCCUGCCUCCACCUCCAGCCCCGCCAGCAACAAAACCACCAGUGGAAAGGCUUUCACUUAGGCCCUCACAAUCCUUCCCAGCAACCACUAAUGGAAGCAAGUUUCCAUCAUCAGGAUCUAUUUCUCAUUUGCAGAUGCCAGUGCCAGUGCAAAGGAUGCGUAUUGCACCACCUCCACCACCAGUUCAGCGACGAGCUUUGGUGUCACCGGGGAGGCCAUCUUGAUGUUAUCCUUCGGAAUUCCUUGCAUCUGUCAAAUUGGCCAUGUGCAAAGUUUUUCAUGACAACAGUAAUGAUGAUGUUGUUGAUUAAAUUUAAAGAAAUUAAAAAACAAAAAUGCGGAGCAAGGAAAUUAUACGAUAGCUUCAAAUGAUUUUUUUGAUUUGUCGUGCGUUGUGAAGAAAAAGACAAACGAAAAAUAUAUGCAAAUUAUGCUUAUAACAAAUUUUAUGUAAAAAGACAAAUUAUUUAAAUUUAAAAUGUUUUAACAAUUUUAAUUAUUAUAAGAAAAAUUAAAACAAUCAGUAAGAAAAAAAAAAAUACAUAAAUAAAAAUUAAUUCAAAUCACUUUAAAUAAAAUAUUUUGUUUUCAGUGCAUGUCAUAUAAUAUUGUUAUUAAAUAAUAAAAAAAAAAACAUGGCUUUAGCAGCAUGAAAACAAGUUAUAGAGCUGUAAGCUUUUAAAGCAAAAACAAAAUUACAUAUAUAAUAAGACUUUAACAGCUUCUUUUAAUUAAAAAAGAAAAUUUACUCAAAAUCUGUUGAUUUAUUUUAAGGCUU
Messenger RNA from Episyrphus balteatus (marmalade hoverfly), 3576 nucleotides. RefSeq names its product rho GTPase-activating protein gacZ. NCBI's taxonomy places the organism in Eukaryota, Metazoa, Arthropoda, Insecta, Diptera, Syrphidae. The record is from RefSeq and is a predicted model, not a curated record. The coding region runs from base 638 to 3022 and encodes 794 amino acids. The transcript is spliced from 3 exons.